AUGGAGCUGGAGAGCAGCCAUGAGCAGCCGCCGCCCGUGGUGCUGAGAGAGGACAACCGCUGCAGGCGCCGCAGGAUGAAGCCCCGAGGCUCCUCCGCGGCCAGCCUGUCCUCCAUGGAGCUCAUCCCCAUCGAGUUCGUGCUGCCCACCAGCCAGCGCAGCAGCGCCAGCGGCAGCAGCGGCAGCAGCAAGGCCCCGGAGACGGCGCUGCUGCACGUGGCCGGCCACGGGAACGUGGAGCAGAUGAAGGCGCAGGUGUGGCUCCGCGCGCUGGAGACCAGCUCGGCGGCCGACUUCUACCAGCGGCUCGGCCCCGACCACUUCCAGCUGCUCUACCAGAAGAAGGGCCAGUGGUACGAGAUCUACGACCGGCACCAGGUGGUGCAGACGCUGGACUGCCUGCGCUACUGGCAGGCGCUGCGCCGCAGCCCCGGCCAGAUCCACGUGGUGCAGCGGCGCUGCCCCUCGGAGGACACGCUGGCCUUCCAGCGCCAGCUCACCGCCCUCAUGGGCUACGACGUCACCGACGUCAGCAACGUGCACGACGACGAGCUCGAGUUCACGCGCCGCCGCCUGGUCACGCCGCGCCUGGCCGAGGUGGCGGGCCGCGACCCGCAGCUCUACGCCAUGCACCCCUGGGUGACCUCCAAGCCGCUCCCGGAGUACCUGCUGCGGAAGAUCGCGCCCAACCACUGCAUCUUCAUCGUCCUGCACCGCGGCACCACCAGCCAGACCGUCAAGGUCUCGGCCGACGACACGCCGGGCGCCAUCCUGCGCGGCUUCUUCGCCAAGAUGGCCAAGAAGAAGUCGCUGAUGGACAUCCCCGAGAGCCAGAGCGAGCGGGACUUCGUGCUGCGCGUGUGCGGCCGCGACGAGUACCUGGUCGGGGAGACGCCGCUCAAGAACUUCCAGUGGGUGCGGCACUGCCUCAAGCACGGCGAGGAGAUCCACCUGGUGCUGGACACGCCGCCCGACCCCGCGCGCGACGCCGUGCGCAAGGAGGAGUGGCCGCUGGUGGACGACUGCACCGGCGUCACCGGCUACCAUGAGCAGCUCACCAUCCACGGCAAGGACCACGAGAGCGUGUUCACCGUGUCCCUGUGGGACUGCGACCGCAAGUUCAGGGUCAAAAUCAGGGGCAUCGACAUCCCCGUGCUGCCCCGGAACGCCGACCUCACGGUGUUCGUGGAGGCCAACAUCCAGCACGGGCAGCAGGUGCUGUGCCAGCGGAGGACCAGCCCCAAGCCCUUCACGGAGGAGGUGCUCUGGAACGUGUGGCUGGAGUUCAGCAUCAAGAUCAAGGACCUGCCCAAGGGGGCCCUGCUGAACCUGCAGAUCUACUGCGGCAAGGCCCCCGCGCUCUCCGGGAAGGCCUCCGCGGAGACCCCGGAGUCCAAGGGCAAAGUUCAGCUUCUGUACUACGUGAACCUGCUGCUCAUCGACCACCGGUUCCUGCUGCGCCACGGCGAGUACGUGCUGCACAUGUGGCAGAUCUCCGGCAAAGGGGAGGACCAAGGGACCUUCAACGCCGACAAGCUCACGUCCGCCACCAACCCGGACAAGGACAGCUCCAUGUCCAUCUGCAUCCUCCUGGACAACUACUGCCACCCCAUAGCCCUGCCCAAGCAUCGGCCCUCCUCCGACCCUGAAGGGGACCGGGUCCGGGCGGAGAUGCCCAACCAGCUCCGGAAGCAACUGGAGGCCAUCAUAGCCACCGACCCGCUGAACCCGCUCACGGCCGAGGACAAGGAACUGCUCUGGCAUUUCAGAUACGAGAGCCUGAAGCAUCCGAAAGCGUACCCCAAACUGUUCAGCUCCGUGAAGUGGGGACAGCAAGAAAUGGUGGCUAAAACGUACCAGUUGCUAGCCAGGAGGGAGGUCUGGGAUCAAAGUGCUCUGGACGUCGGGCUGACCAUGCAGCUCCUGGACUGCAACUUUUCGGAUGAAAACGUGAGAGCCAUCGCGGUUCAGAAACUGGAGAGCCUGGAGGACGAUGACGUGCUGAAUUACCUGCUGCAGCUGGUCCAGGCUGUGAAAUUUGAACCUUACCAUGACAGCGCCCUUGCCAGAUUUCUGCUGAAGCGUGGCUUAAGAAACAAAAGAAUCGGUCACUUCUUGUUUUGGUUCCUGAGAAGUGAGAUAGCCCAGUCACGGCACUAUCAGCAGAGGUUCGCCGUGAUCCUGGAAGCCUACCUGAGGGGCUGUGGCACCGCCAUGCUGCAUGACUUCACCCAGCAGGUCCAAGUCAUUGAGAUGCUACAGAAAGUUACCAUUGAUAUCAAAUCGCUCUCUGCCGAAAAGUAUGACGUCAGCUCCCAAGUUAUUUCACAACUUAAGCAAAAGCUUGAAAACCUACAGAAUUCGAAUCUCCCCAAGAGCUUUCGAGUUCCGUACGAUCCUGGACUGAUAGCAGGAGCCCUGGUGGUUGAAAAGUGUAAAGUGAUGGCCUCUAAGAAAAAACCCCUGUGGCUUGAGUUUAAAUGUGCCGAUCCUACAGCUCUAUCAAAUGAGACAAUUGGAAUUAUUUUUAAACAUGGCGAUGAUUUGCGCCAAGACAUGCUUAUUUUACAGAUUCUACGAAUCAUGGAGUCCAUCUGGGAGAUUGAAUCUUUGGAUCUGUGCCUCCUGCCAUAUGGUUGCAUUUCAACUGGUGACAAAAUAGGAAUGAUCGAGAUUGUGAAAGAUGCCACAACAAUUGCCAAAAUCCAGCAGAGCACCGUGGGCAACACGGGAGCGUUUAAAGAUGAAGUCCUGAACCACUGGCUUAAAGAAAAAUGCCCCAUCGAAGAAAAGUUUCAGGCAGCCGUGGAGAGAUUUGUUUAUUCCUGUGCUGGCUACUGUGUGGCAACCUUUGUUCUUGGAAUAGGCGACCGGCACAACGACAACAUUAUGAUUACAGAGACAGGAAAUCUAUUUCAUAUUGACUUUGGGCACAUUCUUGGGAAUUACAAAAGCUUCCUGGGCAUUAAUAAGGAGAGAGUGCCAUUUGUGCUAACCCCAGACUUCCUGUUUGUGAUGGGGACUUCUGGAAAGAAGACAAGCCUACACUUCCAGAAAUUUCAGGACGUCUGCGCUAAGGCUUAUCUGGCCCUCCGUCAUCACACAAACCUCCUGAUCAUCUUGUUCUCCAUGAUGCUGAUGACGGGAAUGCCCCAGCUAACAAGCAAAGAAGAUAUUGAGUACAUUCGGGAUGCCCUGACCGUGGGGAAAAGUGAGGAGGAUGCUAAGAAGUAUUUUCUCGAUCAGAUUGAAGUUUGCAGAGACAAAGGGUGGACUGUGCAGUUUAACUGGUUCCUGCAUCUUGUUCUCGGCAUCAAACAAGGAGAGAAACAUUCCGCCUAA
Pipistrellus nathusii (Nathusius's pipistrelle) is the source of this 3342-nucleotide messenger RNA. NCBI's taxonomy places the organism in Eukaryota, Metazoa, Chordata, Mammalia, Chiroptera, Vespertilionidae. The record is from the annotation of a GenBank genome assembly.